AUGAAUUUUGAUUUGAUUUAUUUCGGUUUCAGUUGGAAACUACGAGCUAUCGUUCAUUUCAAACACCCGAAAAAGACUUUCACUAAUGCAACAGGCGUCGGCGAAGUAACAACGUGGGAUCUUGUUGAUGAUACUGGUUCGAUCAACUUAGUAGCGUUUAACAUUCAGUCAAACAUGAUGACCAAUACGUUGAUUAUUGGAAAGUGUUACGAGAUGUCUCAUCUGUCGAUAAAAACAGUUGAUCAUGUGUAUAAAACCUUGUCCAAUGACGUUCAACUUGUCGCAACUUCUCGUACAUAUGCUCAUGAAGUUGUCUCGAAUUUCACAUAUGAACCAGUUGCUAAUUUUGUCACAUUGCAAGAAAUCGAAAGUUUACCAUUGAAUUCAAUCGUUGAUGUUAAUAUACAAGUUUUACGUGAUUAUGGUACAACAACUGGAUUUUCUAAUAAUUAUUCAUGGAGUCGACGCGAAAUUCACGUCGGACAAAAUGGUGUUGCUAUUCGAAUGACUCUCUGGAAUGAUCAAGCAAAGCAAGUUUCAUCUAGUAUGGUUAACCUAAGAAUCAAAUGCAAGAAUGUCAAAAUCAGCUGGUUCAACGGAUCACGUACACUGAUUUCAUUACCAAAUAGUCAACUGAUUAUAUCUCAAUGA
Molecule: messenger RNA, 651 nt
Organism: Adineta ricciae
Lineage: Eukaryota; Metazoa; Rotifera; Eurotatoria; Adinetida; Adinetidae
Source: the annotation of a GenBank genome assembly